UCCGGGUGACGCACCCGGUUACGUGUACUGCUCACACCGCCCCGGAGCCGUCCUCCCCGCCGCCUGUGACGAGGCCCGUUACGUAGAGAGCUCGCGGCACGGCCCACCGCCACUGACUGAUAGGAAAAUUUCUACUGAUCUGUCUUCUGAUGCUAAUAAAAAUGGAGGAAGACGGGACUCAGUCUACAGAAUCUACAGUGAUGACGCCAGCAUCAAUUUACCAAACAAGCACAGGACAAUACAUUGCCAUAUCUUCUGGAGGAGCAAUUCAGAUUGCUAGUUCUGGAUCAAACAAAGCACAGGGAUUACAGACGUUAACAUUUGGCAACUCAGGAACUCCGCAGCCCGGAGCUACGAUCGUCCAAUAUGCAACACAAUCAGCUGAUGGGACCCAGCAAUAUCUCAUACCAGGCAGUCAAGUUGUUGUUCAAGCUGCCACUGGAGAUAUGCCAGCAUACCAGAUUCGAACCCCAUCCUCUUCUAUGCCCCAAGGUGUCGUAGUGGCAACAACUACUGCUAACCUCCAUGGUUCUCAGCAUGGGGCAGAAGAAGCAACACGAAAGAGAGAGCUAAGGCUAAUGAAGAACAGGGAAGCUGCUCGGGAAUGCCGUAAAAAGAAGAAGGAAUACGUGAAAUGUCUUGAAAAUCGUGUGGCGGUACUUGAAAACCAAAACAAAACUCUGAUUGAGGAACUGAAGGCCCUAAAAAAUCUCUAUUGUCAUAAAACAGAGUAACUGACUGACAUUUUAAGCUUUGGCAUCUGUUAGAGGCACAAGAGUAAGCAAUUGCCAUGUGGACCCUAAAUGGACUGUGACCCUUGGAAUAUUGAAACUAUGCUUUGGUCUACAAGCGAAUGAGGAGUGGUUUUUUUUGUGUGUGACUCAGUCAUUGUUUAUUGAUUUUUUUAGAUUUUUUUAAUUUCAUUUUUUGUCUCUUGUAUGUGUACUCAACC
Messenger RNA from Pelobates fuscus (common spadefoot toad), 952 nucleotides. It is a transcript of the gene CREM, whose product is annotated as cAMP responsive element modulator. The transcript is spliced from 5 exons. The coding region runs from base 150 to 734 and encodes 194 amino acids. Gene Ontology annotation, molecular function: DNA-binding transcription factor activity, RNA polymerase II-specific; RNA polymerase II cis-regulatory region sequence-specific DNA binding. Gene Ontology annotation, cellular component: ATF4-CREB1 transcription factor complex; nucleus. The record is from RefSeq and is a predicted model, not a curated record. Gene Ontology annotation, biological process: regulation of transcription by RNA polymerase II. NCBI's taxonomy places the organism in Eukaryota, Metazoa, Chordata, Amphibia, Anura, Pelobatidae.